Protomyces lactucae-debilis is the source of this 2816-nucleotide messenger RNA. RefSeq lists its product as uncharacterized. The record is from RefSeq and is a predicted model, not a curated record. Gene Ontology annotation, biological process: proteolysis. Bases 64 to 2535 code for a protein of 823 amino acids. The transcript has a single exon. Gene Ontology annotation, molecular function: calcium-dependent cysteine-type endopeptidase activity. NCBI's taxonomy places the organism in Eukaryota, Fungi, Ascomycota, Taphrinomycetes, Taphrinales, Protomycetaceae.
ACAACCUGACACGGCGCCUUGCGACACCACACACUACGUCUCGCUCCACUGAUCAGUCAAUGCAUGCCCGCCAGCGCAGUCGAGAAGGCAAAAGCUCACUCAAAGAAUGCCUCACUUGCAUCUCUCGAUGGCAAUUUAGAAAAAGCCCUCGGUGAGCUUAUUCUGGCAUCAGACCUCUAUCUCGAUGCAAUACAACACGCUGCGGGCGAUACAGCCUUGCGGCAGAAGCUCAGAGAACUAUUCGAUGGGACACUUGAAGAGGCGGAAAAGAUCAAGCAGCGACAAAAGGCCAUCAAGGGCACAGGUCACGCGCAAAGACGACCAGGCGAACCAGCGAGAACAGACACUGGCAGCUAUGUGCGGCAGCCGAUGCAGAUCUUUGAGCAUGUCUACAAGUCGUCGCGCGUCAUCCCAAAGAAGGAGAAAAUGCUGCUGCUACAGUCAUCAAAGCUUGAAGAGACCGUCUGUCCCAUAUGGAAUGUCGAACAUAUUGAACGUGCUAUGCAAUGCACAGAAUUGUUUCAAACCGCGAGCAGCUGGUCUGCCGGCUGCAUUCCUGGCCAUGAACUGAAUGAUUUUCGGCUAACAGAGCUCAUCGAGAAUCCCUUGUUGGACAGCACGGAUUGCAAUCUCUACUCGACCUUCAGACAGAACAUCUUGAAUGAUUGUUCCUUCGUUUGCGCGCUCAUCGUCGCAGAUCAGUGGUCCAAUCGCUUUCGAACAAAAUUGUUGACGGCAAAUCUGUAUCCGCGCGACAAAUCUGGACUUUGCCAAAUGUCGCCUCUGGGGAAAUACAUGGCGAAAGUAUGGCUUCAUGGUAGUGAUCGCCAAGUCAUCAUCGACGAUCGCUUGCCAGUGCCGAAUUCAGGUUCGGUUUACGACCUGCUCGUCUUUUCUCAUGCCUAUAAGGACGUUGCAUGGCCUGUAUUGCUAGAAAAGAUCUACCACACCAUCAAAGGCUGCUCAUUUGAAGGAUCCAACAGCGCAAGCGACCUUUACUUGCUCACAGGCUGGGUACCUGAGGAGAUUCAUCUCCGGGCGGUGGACUUUGACCGUGAUGGAUUCUGGUCACCAAUCUUUACUGCGUGGAAGAAAGGGCAAGUGCUCAUCACGACAGGCAGUGCCCGUUUGAGUAAAGAUGAAGAGGCAGACUUUAUGCUCACGUCCAACCACAGCUACGCCAUCAUAGGCAUGCGCGAGGAUUUGGAUGGGAAGCGGCUUUUGAGUCUACAGGAUCCCUGGGGUUCAAGCACAAGUCAAAAGGGCAAUACUUUUGAAGUGGACUAUGCCAAGGUGAGUCUCCUGUUUGGAGCGCUGUUCCUCAGCUGGGAUCCACGCCUCUGGCGAUAUAGGGAGCUGUACCACAUCCGCCGUGACUCUGGCUUCCAUGCAGCAGCACCAGUGUGUCUAUACGAUGACCCGCAGAUGGUCAUUGCGAAUGAAUCUGCUAAAAGUGUCGAAAUGCUGAUUGUGCUGUCGCGGCAUGGCCAAGGGCGUAAGUGUCAUAUAGGCAUGGCGCUGUUCGCCAACGAUGGAUAUCGGCAAUGGCUCGACCAGGACUCUAUUGCAUCUACCGAUCAUCUGACUUCUUCCGACAUCACAUUGCGAUGUACAAUACCGCCUCGCAUGCAAUACACCCUUGUGAUUUUCCAGAGUUGGUUAGAUCAGGGCACUCUCUAUUCACUUGCAGUGCAUCAUAACGAGGAGACUGCUGCUAUCCAAUUGCUGGAUGCGCAAAAUCAACAUCAGAGACCUGCGGACUCACAAGUAUUUGAAGGCGCUUGGAUAGCCGCCACAGCUGGGGGAAAUGCCAAUCAUUCUUCUUUCGUCAAGAAUCCGCAGUACAUCGUGACCCUGUCCGAGCACAGCGACCUUCACUGCGCACUCGAAGCAUCGUCCGAUGUUAAUGUUCAGAUCGACUUAGUUAUGCUUCCCCGGUUAUGCACAAGAGCAGCGAAUCCGCAAGGUAAGCACGCUGUCACUAGUGGCAAAGCGUACCAGCGAAUGACCAAUACCCUGUCCGCCAAAGGUCUACCACCAGGCCGGUAUGCUGUUGUGUGUUCCACUUGGCGACCAGGCGAGCUUUCCACAUUCAAAUUGACGGUUCUGCUUAGACCUAGUAGCGGUACCACCUGGUGCGACCCUGCGAUGUUGCCUACUUGGAACGUUCUGCCGCCCUUGGGUUAUGGCAAAUCACAUCAUCAGCUUGAAGGAUGCCUCGGUCCAGACAAGGGUACUGCAAUCGUUACCUGGACCUCGCCAGCGGCCAACUCCGCAAGCUUAUAUGUGCACUCCCUUCCGCCUCGGAUACCUCUUCAGCUUUUUCUCGCAGUCGUUGGCACUCAACGCGUUCAAGUUGCGUGUGCACUUGGCGAAACGAGUCUAACGAUGGAGCCAAUCAAGCUGGGUGUGCUCCCCGCUGAUACGCACUAUGAGUUGACGAUUGUUGCAAGCACCAUGACUGGCGCGCGCGAUGUAGCAUUUCAGCUGGAUCUCUACGCAAAUCAGCCAUUGACGACCUUUCAAUUGAAGUAGAAUCUUCAGACCUUCUGUUACCAAUGGCAUCUUCCUGAAAUCAUAUUUAUGACUCCUCUAAACUGUAUAACAAACGGCAACUUGAUCAACGACAACAAGUAGGAAGAGCAGCUGAAUUCUGAAAGUGACACAUCUGAAACUGUUCAGGGGUCAACCACACCCGAGUCGUCCCUGUGGAACAUCAAGGCACGCUUUGUCCGUACGAAAAGGCUCAAGUAACUAAGAUAGCCGAACUUGGCUAAGUGGCAUGUAUACCAAAGUGACAUGAAUCUAUUUGUCAA